UUUUUAAAGGCCGUUAAAUAUAAAGGAAUUGUUACAGAAUAGACCCCAAUAAAAAAUAAUAAUGAAAACGGGUUCUUUUUCAGUAAAAUUCACAUUGAUAUCAAUAUAUCAGUAGACCAAUAGCCAAAUCAGUAGAUAUACCGAAAAAUCAGUCGACCUGACAACACUGGUGUGAAACUGCCUUUGAAGUUUUGGCGAGGUGAACGUUAUGGGUGAAUAUCACGUGAACGUUGACUCGCGUAAAUAUGCCACGGAAAGAGAAGGAUUUCUAGGGAAUUUGGUAUUUUUGUUAUGGUACCUAUGUCAUUGGCUUUUUCUUUUCUCGCCUUCUCUUUUCUCUUCAUUUGUUCAAUUGUUCAUUUCAGUCUUCUUUAUUAAAUGAGAAUCUGCGAAUGUAAAAGCGUUUGUAUCCGAGGUCAGAGGUAUUUAUAAAUCGUUAAAAAUUUCUUAUAAAAGUUUUGAAAUAGAAGUGUAUCAAUAUUUUGAAAGUACAUUGAUAGUUACUGGUUGCUAGUGCACAUACAGAUAUCCAAGUCUACCUGCGAAUAAGAAUUAUACGAACACUAUAAGUCUUAUCCUACACAUUGUAGAAUUUUUGGGUUUUAUAAACCCCUUUUUUCCGAAAAAUUCGACAUUCACAAAUGAUGACGGAAACAUUAAAAUCGAAUAAUCAUGUCUUGGGACUACCUGGUGCAGUAGAUUUUGACAAUAAGAUGGAUGACUUGGGAUGGAAAGCCAAACUGAAAAUUCCACCUAAAGACCGACGAAUACAGACAAGUGAUGUGACUGACACAAGAGGAAAUGAAUUUGAAGAAUUCUGUCUUAAAAGGGAGCUGUUAAUGGGAAUUUUCGAGAAAGGUUGGGAGAAACCAUCUCCCAUACAAGAGGCCUCAAUUCCCAUAGCUCUCUCAGGAAAAGAUGUACUUGCUAGAGCGAAAAAUGGAACAGGAAAGACUGGUGCAUAUAGUAUCCCUGUGCUGGAACAAAUUGACCCAAAAAAAGACUGCAUUCAAGCAUUAAUCAUAGUGCCCACAAGAGAAUUAGCACUACAAACGUCACAAAUAUGUAUUGAAUUGGCAAAAUACUUAGAAGUACGUGUCAUGGUGACAACUGGUGGUACAAAUUUGAGAGAUGACAUUAUGCGUAUAUACCAAAAAGUCCAAGUUAUAAUUGCCACUCCGGGUCGUAUUCUAGAUUUGAUGGAAAAAGGUGUUGCUGUUAUGGACCAGUGUAAAAUUCUUGUACUAGAUGAGGCUGACAAACUACUUUCUCAAGAUUUCAAGGGAAUGCUCGACACUGUGAUUAAAAAUCUGCCACAAGAAAGGCAAAUCUUAUUGUUUUCUGCAACGUUCCCAUUGACAGUUGAACAAUUCAUGAGGAAACACCUACGUGAUCCAUAUGAAAUCAAUCUUAUGGAAGAACUUACUCUGAAAGGUGUUACACAGUAUUACGCUUUUGUUCAAGAAAGGCAGAAAGUCCACUGUUUAAAUACUCUAUUUUCCAAGUUACAAAUAAAUCAAAGUAUUAUAUUUUGUAAUUCUACUCAAAGAGUAGAAUUGCUUGCUAAGAAAAUCACAGAACUUGGUUAUUCUUGUUACUACAUUCAUGCAAAAAUGGCACAAGCCCACAGAAACAGGGUAUUCCACGACUUCAGAUCUGGUUUGUGCCGAAAUCUAGUCUGUUCAGAUCUGUUCACAAGAGGUAUUGAUGUGCAAGCAGUAAAUGUUGUGAUAAACUUUGACUUCCCAAAAAUGGCAGAGACGUAUCUCCAUCGUAUAGGCAGAUCUGGCAGAUUCGGACACUUGGGUAUUGCCAUCAACUUGAUCACGUAUGAUGACAGAUUCUCCCUCCACCGCAUCGAACAAGAACUCGGAACUGAGAUCAAACCAAUUCCGAAGGUCAUCGACCCCAAACUUUAUGUCGCCAAAAUGAGUUGCGAUGAUGACGAAAUCGAACCAGGGAAGUAAAGGGGUGACUUAAAGUUAAAAAAUUAUAACUCGUGUACAUAGGUUUCAAAUGGAAAGAACUGAUAAAAGAACUUUUUAAUUUCCUUAUAAAAGAAGAUAUUUUUUGUUCGAAUUUUUUAUACACAGUGAAAAUUUAUGGGAUUAAUCUACUAUGAAAACAAAAAAAGUGCGGUAAAUAUGAUGUGUGAUAGUUAUUGCAAUGAGAAGACUUAAAUAAGUAGUUCCAAUGUUACAAAUAAGCAUUGCGCACUAUUAAACCAAUCAAUAGGAUAUAUGUAUUUUUUACGCAACAAAAAACAUUUCUAACGUUAAUAUUUAUAAAUUUAUGUACGAUGUACAAAAAAGUAUCUACAUAUUGUAAAAUUUCAGAAACAUUUGACAGAUUCGUUUUAUAUUUUUUGAAUUCAUUACUGAAGUUAACGAGUAUAUUUAUAAAAAAACGUGAAUAGUCCAAUGGGCGAAAAAUAUUAAAUAUAUACACAUCAGUUGUUAACUGAACAGUAAUAUAUGACUGAAAAGGUGCGUCAAACCUAUAAGUUUCAAAAUAGAAAAUUAAAGAAUUCGCUAAUCACUUUCGUGACUAUACAAUUUUUGAAAUUUUAACAAUUUUGUAGUCGAGAACGUUUUAAAAAUGCGAUGUAAACUGUGUUAAAAACAAUAUUCUUCAAAGUGCGUCAUUGUUUAUUUGUGACAAGUCACUUAAGUAUAUGAGUCGCGUUUCUUUAUUGUAAAGUUUGUCAAUCGCAGGCGGUGACUUUUUUACAGGAAAUUUGUCAUAGAUUGUGGAUGGGUCGUAUGGUUUUAUUAUUCAUUGUAACACAUCUGUGAUAGUAAAUAUUGUGAUUUCAGAAUUGACUAGAGA
Molecule: messenger RNA, 2829 nt
Organism: Psylliodes chrysocephalus
Lineage: Eukaryota; Metazoa; Arthropoda; Insecta; Coleoptera; Chrysomelidae
Source: the annotation of a GenBank genome assembly